Molecule: messenger RNA, 1873 nt
Organism: Leptonychotes weddellii (Weddell seal)
Lineage: Eukaryota; Metazoa; Chordata; Mammalia; Carnivora; Phocidae
Source: RefSeq, a predicted model, not a curated record
CGUCGGGCGUGGUCCGAUGAGGACAACCUCUGCACAAAACUGUGCUCAGCGGGCGACUCUGCAGCAUUCAGCCUGACGCCGGCCAUGAUAGUGACGUGCCGUUCAUCCGGGCUGUCCACGGCAAGGCCAGCGCCGGCAGCACAGUAUGACAAGGGAUAGCUGCGGGCAAGGAGGCUUUUGGCCAGCCUGGGGUGGGGCGAGCCUGGAGGGCAGCUGUCAGGGAGAGCCCAGUGCCCACUGGUGCCACGGCCCGUUCAACCUCUUUCACUCCUAAUUCCCAGCCUUCCUGAUAACCUGCCAGGUUGGUGUUGGCUCCUGUCACAGCUGAAGAUGCAGAGUCACUCGGCAGGGCUCAGGGGCUCCCUGGAGCCACCCCCAUGGCAGGACGGGGUCUGCCCUCACCCUGCGGCAGCCUGGUUGCUCUGGGGGUCAUGAAGGAGCUCCGCUGGGGCCAAGUCCUUGCCUCAGACAGGAUCGCAACAGGCCCUGGGAGAAAGCUGGUGCCGCGGCCUCCUGGAGAGAGCCACCCUGGGCCCGGGAGUUGAUAGUCCAGUGCCAGGUUCCGGUUCUGCCUGUCUUGUUCCAGGACCAGAUAAGCACAUCUCCACCUUGGCCUCGGUGUCCUCAUGGGAAAAGGAGGCUGGCAACACCUUCCGCCCAGGGGUCCUGAGGAGGCCCCAAGCAGAGGUGUGGGGGGAGUGGGGGUGCCGUGUGCACCGUCGGGUGAGGAGUUCUGCUCUGUCCCUCGUGCCAGUCUCCAGAUCUCUUGGCUCCUGGGACUGGGCUCAGCGGUAUUACUGCUCCUCGGAGUGCUCCGCGCCCCCAGCUUGUCUUGGCAAUGCGCGGGGCCUCUGGCAGCAUGCAUGAGUAUGAGGGGUGGAUGGGGCCGCUCCCAUGGCCUUCCGAGCCUUUCCGUCCGCGCCUGCUGCUCUGGGCCCUGCUGGUACUGGGACAGCCACACACAGCCACCCUGUUCCCUGCAGUUACCCCGUGGCCUCGUGGCUCCCCGUCUCGGUGUCCCACAAAGGGCUGCUGCUGCUUUGAUGGUGUGCACCGCAGGGCAGUCCGUACGGCGCGCUUCCAGGCCACGUGGGAAGUGGUACAGCCAGGGUGCACGCCCAGACCCCCCGGCCCCAGACCCGUGCUCCGCCUGCAGUCCUCCAACAAACAAACCAGAGCGCGAUGCUCGCAUCAGAAGACGUCCUGGGCCCCCUCGGCACAUGCUGGGGUCCGGGGGGCGGGGGGCUGCAUUUCCUAGGCAGCCUCAGUCUCCUGCACAGCUGUGCGGCCUCAGCGCCGCCGGGAACCAGGGGCUGGGUACUGCUCGGGCUGCUCAGAUUGGUCCCCCCUUCAACCACUCUUAUUUCCCAAGAACUGAGGACAACGGUCCAUCCGCCACCAGCCAUCAGCGGCAUCUCUGGUGUCGGACAGCCUCAGUUACCCUCCUGACGGUGUCCUCCCCAGGACCAGCACAUGCCUCUGCUGUAUCAGCCCACCCUGGGGUCCCAGGGGUCGCUGGUUGUGGUGUGGAGGGAGGGGCUGUCUGGGUCUCAGUCCUGAGAAACAAGCAGAAAAUAGACUGAAGUGCAGUGUGUUCUCAGGGCAGGAUCAGGGGCGGCUGAUUUUCCUCUUCUCUGUUUCCUAAGUUUCUCCUAAUGUGGAUGACGGUUUUAUAGUGAAGAGAACUAACAGCUCUAUGCUCCUGGGGUUCAGGAAGCAGGCAAGGGGAUCUGUCUGAAAGGAAAGAAAGAAAGUGAUUCCAGAUUAGCUGCUGUGGAGGAUUGGGCGGCUCCAGUGCCACUGAGUGACCCCAGUGUGAUGGGACUGUGCCCGGCCUGGCCCUCUAAUGGCCAUGUGUCCUGUUCUAGCUCAC